GUGAAGAGCAGCGGACGCGCAGCGCUGAAGGAACGAACGCACACAAUCAUCGACGUGUUUCUCGGAUUGUGUCUUUGCUGCAGGUCUUCUCAGGGAUCAUGUGAUGACCCACGCUCAGAGAAAACAUUCCCUCGGCCAGUAUCACGGUGAGAGGCGGGACCAUGUAGAGUGCUGGUCAUAUGUUGACACUGUGGGCGGAGCCAGGCCAGCGCCAUCGAUGCGAGCGGGUAAGGCAAAGAAGGACGUGAUGAAAAAAGUCAAGGCCAAGGUUCUGGUGCACACAGAGACAUGGAUGCAGAGUAAUGGCAGGAGUCAAGAUUUGGCCAAACUGAAAAAGAGUAAAAGAGAUGUGAGCAAAAGAAUCAAAUCUCCAAAGAGACAACGGGCCGAGCAGAGCCGUAAGCUCUACCCGUUACGUCGACGCAGCGGACCGGAGAGUGAAGCCUUGAGUUGCCACGUCCUCCUCACCCGUCUGGAUGUCCAGGAGGAAUGUGAGGUGAAUACAGACACAGGUUUAGAUGACAAAACCAGUCUGAAGUCCAAGGUGAGAACCGGAGGAAAGCGAGAAACAAGCAAAACACAUGAAGCGUUCGCUCGGGAGCCACGGAAACGCAGAAUCGCCUCUUUGAACGCAGAGGCCGUCAACAGUCUGCUGCUGGAGAAAACGCAGUCUGGUGCCAAACUUUCUAAGAAAGACAGGGAGGGUGCCGUCGCUCCAGAGCAAGGGAAGACUCUGCCAAACUCAAAGCAGAGCUCCGAGACGUGCGAGAAACCCACCACACAAGAGAAGAGCGUGAGUGAAGUCAAUGUGUUCGCUCCGACACCCAGACGUGUGGCCGGACUGAACGCCGCCGCUCUCAUGAAACUCACCAGCUCCACCACAGCUCAUAAACACCGAAUCAAAACAGACAGGAAGGCCGCGUGUCUUUCAGGAAAAGAUGAUGUGCACAUAAAGUACAAGAAGUCAAAGAAAGAAAGCAGGAGGGACUCUGGAGUGACAGAUAUCUGUGAGGUUUGUAAAAGCAGGAAGCAGAAGCUCGAAGACUCUCCAGAAACCAAAGCAGCGUAUCACUCCUGUGGCAUGCUGGGAUAUCCCCUGAACAUGGUGAAAGAAGAGCAGGUGAAAAGCGACGUGAGUUCAUAUUACUGCUGUCCUUCAGAUGGUUCUGUUGAGUAUUGUCACAGACUGGCGCUGUUCCUCAGACAGAAGGAGGAUGCCAUGACCUCAGUCAAGCGUGAAUGUCUGAUUCCUCUCAGCGCUCACCCGUGUCUGUGUGCCGAUCCAUGUUACUCCGGUUAUUACGUCCACAUCGCUCAUGCGGCUCCAGCAGCAGCGACUCUGAGCUUCUGUCCACGAGCAGAGCUGCUGUCCUCCUCACAUCCUCUCUUGUGUAAUUCACCGUGUUUUCACGAGACCUUCAUCGACAGAAGACCGUGCUCGUACUCCAGCAGCUGCUCACGCUGUACACGUCCAAUCAAAACAGAAGGUUUUCCGUCAUCUCAAGAGGAACAGAGUCGAGCCUCAGCUGUGUCUUCAGCUCCGCUCAGAGUAAACACUUCCUCCGCCGGUGUCCCGCGUCUCAUCUCCACGGCGUCAGAACGCAGACACGCACACGACAGGCUGAAACAAUGCCCUCAAAAAACCAAAGCACCAAACACAUCAAUCGCUAUGAGCCAGACCAGAAUAUCCCAAAAACAUCCCACAGCAGGUGGCAAACAGAAGAAAGUGGACCAGCAGCAGGUGACCAAUGGCUGGCGACCUGUCGGGGAGCCCACAGAAAAGGAAGUCUUCAUUGCCGGCGAUGACGAGACGGUUCUGCGACAGUGUUAUGAAGGAGUUGAACGUGAUGGAGAAGUGAUCCGGGUACGAGACACUGUGCUCUUACGAUCUGGACCCCGAAAGAAAUCCCUGCCGUACGUGGCCAAGAUUUCAUGUCUGUGGAUGGAGCCCAGAUCAGGAGAGCUGAUGAUGAGUCUCUUCUGGUAUUAUCGACCUGAACACACACAAGGAGGCAGAGAUCCCAGCAUGCACUGUGAGAAUGAAAUAUUUGCCUCUCGACAUCAGGAUGAGAACAGUGUGGCCUGUAUUGAGGACAGAUGUUAUGUUCUGCCUUUAGCACAAUACUGCAGAUUUUGUGCCUUGGUGAAGCGGCGGUCAGAGAGCAUGUCCGGCGGUGUCCCGGUGGUGCCCGACCCCUCUGAUAGCCUCACCCCACAUCACCGGCUCGUGCCCGAUGACGUAGACCCGGAUCUAGUGUACCUGUGCCGUCACGUCUAUGACUUCAAACACGGACGCAUCUUAAAGAACCUGCAGUGAAGUGUGUAGCUGCUGUGGAAACAGAAACGACCUCCGCUCACAUGACACGCUGUGUUUCUUCUAUAAAGAUCAGCCGGAUGAGGUUUGAGCGUAUUGGAUUCAUUCUGUCAUGCACACAGACUGAAAUCAAAUAUAUUCAUGUGUUCAGUGUGAAGAACCAGGAAUACUUUGGACACGUUCGGUCGUUCAUUGUGGACACGAGGUGAAGAGGCUUGUGGUGGUUGUAGAUAUCGUGAGGUUGGGUGAUGAAUGAUCAUUUGAACACUUUUGGAAUCCAGUCUAGAAGCUCAACAAGAUCCUGAGCCAAAGUUCUCCACCAGUGAGUUCACAUGAACAAGGUUUUAUUUUCUCUUCGCUUGUAGAUGAUGAGUGGACAACGUAAGGCAUGAGCACGAGCUGAAGUUCACUGUAGUUGUAGUCUGAAGAACCCUGAAGACGGUUCCUUCAUCAUUUACAUCAACACUUCUCGUUCUGAGAGAUCUCGAAAGGAAAGAUAUCUGAAUGAUCCGCCCAAUGGAUAGAGACUGUCCUCUUAACUCUAUACAGCAAACUUAAAGCUGUCAGUCGAAACAUAAACAGUGUUAUUGUGCGUGUGCGCGAGUGUGUGUGUGCGAUUUCAUUCAGCGCUUCUCAACAUAACAUGAACACACAACACACAUCUGAUCUCUGACAUAAUUAUACGGAUGUACUCGUGGAGCUUUUUGUGGAUGUUUUUCCUUUAAAGAAUUGCACACUUUCCAUUUCACGACAGGCAAAACUUAAGCCACGCAGCUCCAGUUUAAUAAGACUUUUCUCGGCAGUUAUUGCUGUUCAUUCGCUGGUUUCAGGGUCUGUUUAGCUUUUCCAGUGCUUACACUUAAUGUAUGAAAUAUAUGAAUGAUGUUUAAUAUGGUUGCAGAAUAACCUUCAGAAUGGACAGAAGUCAAUACUGAUCGAUGUACAUUUCUGUCAUUGUUGUGAAACUCUGGCCUUCUGCUUUUCAUUUCUUCUGAACAAAAAGAUAUUUUAUUAUGGCUCUUUCUAAAGCUGGAAAAUGAAGUUUUAUAUUUGUAGGACUAUUUUUUUGAGACCAGAAGCUAUUUAAUGUGAUGUCAUUUUGAUUUGGACUCUAAAGCGCUGAAUUUGACUGCUUGUGUUUUAUGAGACUCUAUUAGAUGACGUUUGUGUUUUUAGAAGAAAAUAAAUGUGUUUCACAGGAGCUUCUAAAGCUUUGCAAAGUGCAUUUAUAAUCCUUUUGUAUUUAAAGAAAGUAUUUAAAGUGGAUUAUAUAUUAAACUAGAUAUAUAUAUAUAUAUAUAUAUAUAUAUUUCAAGCUCUCUUAGGUAAAAACAAUGUAUUGAAGUGCUGUGCAAUGUUGUGGUACAUUUUAGGAUGUGACGAUUGUUUUGAACUGAUUUAAUGAAGUCUUGAGUUGAUGUCACAGGGACCAAGGUCACAUCAUGUAAAGCAGACAUGUUUCUGUCAUGUGAUAACUACAUUCACACACAUUUCUGUCAUGUUUGAUAUAACAGGUAAAGGUUUCUGCAUUCACACAGAGCCUCUUACUUUUUUAUUUCUCUUUAUUUGAUUUAGAGUUUGUGAUGUGAUUUCUCUUUGGUUUCAAUGGGUUCGUUCUUACAGACAAUAUUGUUUAUUGAAUUGAACACCCAACACAUUGGAACGGUGCGGUUCAUUUCAGUCAGAAUAAAGUCUUUCGCUAGUG
This is a messenger RNA of Triplophysa dalaica, 4019 nucleotides long. RefSeq names its product bromo adjacent homology domain-containing 1 protein. The record is from RefSeq and is a predicted model, not a curated record. The transcript is spliced from 7 exons. Lineage: Eukaryota; Metazoa; Chordata; Actinopteri; Cypriniformes; Nemacheilidae. Bases 104 to 2317 code for a protein of 737 amino acids. Gene Ontology annotation, molecular function: chromatin binding.